This is a messenger RNA of Plectropomus leopardus (leopard coralgrouper), 3932 nucleotides long. It is a transcript of the gene man2c1, whose product is annotated as mannosidase, alpha, class 2C, member 1. NCBI's taxonomy places the organism in Eukaryota, Metazoa, Chordata, Actinopteri, Perciformes, Serranidae. The record is from RefSeq and is a predicted model, not a curated record. Gene Ontology annotation, biological process: mannose metabolic process; oligosaccharide catabolic process. Gene Ontology annotation, molecular function: alpha-mannosidase activity; carbohydrate binding.
UGCACCCAUGGUUCACUGCUGUGAGAACCUGCAGGUGAUUCUUGUAUGUCGGUUUCAUGAUGAAUCGUCAGCCUGUGCUGAAGAACAGGCGCACUCUUCUAGAGAGAGCAGAGAAAUUUAUUUCUGACAUUUAUUUCACUGACUGCAACCUGAGAGGACGACUCUAUGGAGACUCUUUCCCGCUGGAGUCCCUUUCGUCUUUCUUGUCGCCUAAACGGAUCCAGUUCACAGACGCCUCCAGGCAGACCUUUGCACCGUAUAAAGUUGGUGAUACCUUUGGACCCACAUGGUGGACUUGCUGGUUUAAAGUGACCUUGAAAAUCCCUGAGUCCUGGAGAGGCAAAGAGGUUCAUCUUCUGUGGGAAAGUGAUGGAGAAGCGAUGGUAUGGAGAAAUGAACAGCCAGUGCAGGGCCUGACGAAGGAGGGCGAGAAGACGAGUUACAUCCUGUCCGACUGUCUGACAGACGAGGAGCCGCACAGUGUCACUCUUUUUGUAGAGGUGGCCUGUAACGGGCUCUUCGGCGCUGGUCAGGGGUCCAUGAUUGCAGCUCCAGAUCCAAACAGGAAGUUCUCUGUACAGAAGGCCGAGCUGGUGGUAUUUAACCGAGACGUACGGGAGCUGAUGACUGAUUUUGAGAUGCUGAUCGACAUCGUAAAGGAGCUCGGAGAGGGAGAGCAGCGAGGCUACCAGGCGCUCUUCACCGUCAACGAGAUGGUGAACCUGUGCGACCCCUCUGAUCCCAGCUCUUUCCCCAGAGCUCACAGUCUGGCUCACAGCUUCUUCAGCCAGCGGAACGGAGACAGCCAGCACACUGUCCAUGCCAUGGGUCACUGCCACAUAGACUCAGCUUGGCUGUGGCCCUACGAAGAGACCAUUCGUAAAUGUGGACGAAGCUGGGUAACAGUGAUCCGUUUAAUGGAGAAGAACCCGCAGUUUGUUUUUACCUGCUCUCAGGCGCAGCAGUUCCAGUGGGUAAAGAGCUGGUACCCGGGUCUCUUCUCCCAGAUUCAACAUUAUGUCAAGAAAGGACAGUUCAUUCCAGUUGGAGGAACGUGGGUGGAAAUGGAUGGCAAUCUGCCGUCAGGUGAGUCCAUGGUGCGGCAGUUUCUGGAAGGCCAGCGCUUUUUUAAGAGUGAGUUUGGGAUCCAUUGCAAAGAGUUCUGGCUUCCGGACACAUUUGGCUACUCUGCUCAGCUUCCUCAAAUCAUGCAGGGCUCUGGCAUUUCCAAUUUCUUGACACAGAAGCUCAGCUGGAACCUGGUCAACACCUUUCCUCACAACACCUUCUUCUGGGAAGGUCUGGACGGCUCCAAGGUUCUUACUCACUUCCCGCCAGGAAAUUCCUAUGAAAUGAAGGGCAAGGUUGAAGACCUGAUUAAAACAGUGAGGAACAACAAAGACAAAGGCAGAGCUAACCAUAGUGCGGCGCUGUUUGGCUUUGGCGACGGUGGCGGCGGACCCACGCAGCUGAUGCUGGACCGACUGCAACGCGUCCAGGACACAGAUGGACUUCCCAAGGUCCGGACGUCCAGUCCUGACGAGCUUUUCUCGCAGCUUCAGGCCGACUCAGCUCUGCUUUGUACUUGGACCGGAGAGCUCUUCCUUGAGCUGCACAACGGCACGUACACCACACAGGCUCAGAUUAAACGAGGGAACCGUCAGUGUGAGACACUGCUUCAUGACAUUGAGAUAGCCAGCAGCUUGGCGCUGUGUCGCGACAGCACUUUUCAGUAUCCUGUGGAAAAGCUGCAGGAGCUCUGGAGGCUGCUUCUUCUAAACCAGUUCCAUGACGUGAUUCCCGGCAGCUGCAUAGAGAUGGUUGUGGAGGAUGCACUAAGAUAUUAUGAAGAUAUCCGCAGUGAUGGUGCUACGCUGCUGCAGGCUGCCUGCAGAGCUCUGGGCUCAAAAGGCAACUCUGCUGGUGUGUUCAACUCUCUGCCAUGGGAGCGCCAAGAGGUCAUCCAGGUUCCAGAUGGUGCUGGUAAACAUGCUCUAGCUCUGGUGAGAGUACCCAGCAUCGGUUUGUCUCCUGUCAGAGAAACACUACAGCCAGCGACUCCAGUCUUUGUCACUGUGCAAGAGGAUGGCACCGUCCUCAUGGAGAACGGGAUUUUAAAGACUGUCGUAAACAAAGAUGGCACUUUGGCGUCACUCUGUUUGAUCAAUGCAAGCAGAGAAGCCAUCUCUGACAGCUGUCUCGGGAACCAGUUUGUUAUCUUUGAUGAUGUCCCUCUGUACUGGGAUGCUUGGGAUGUAAUGGACUACCAUCUGCAGACAAGGAAGCCGGUGCAGGAGGUUGUGCAGCCUGUACAUGUAGUGUCCUCAGGUGGGCUCAGAGGCAGCGUCAGCUUCACCCUCAGGAUCAGCGACAAGAGCACCAUCACACAGGAGAUUGUUAUAGACGCCAUGUGUCCUUACCUCAAAUUCAACACAGAGGUAAAGUGGACUGAGUCACAUAAGUUUCUUAAAGUGGAAUUCCCAGUACGAGUACGCAGCCUCAAUGCUACAUAUGAGAUCCAGUUUGGCCAUCUGCAGAGACCCACACACAGGAACACUUCAUGGGACUGGGCCAGAUUUGAGGUUUGGGGUCACAAGUGGGCCGAUUUGUCGGAGCACAACUUUGGCGUUGCACUGCUGAAUGACUGCAAAUACGGCUACUCGGUCCACAAGAACACCAUGACGCUGUCACUACUGAGAGCACCUAAAGCACCUGAUGCUAAUGCGGACAUGGGGACACAUCAUUUCACCUAUGCAGUCAUGCCACACACAGGAUCUUUCCAAAAUGCCUCCGUCAUCCAGAGUGCGUACAACCUCAACUUCCCUCUGAGGUCAGUCCAGUGCAGUCCUGACACCGAGCCCUGGAGUGCCUUUUCUGUCAGCUCUGCUGCAGUCAUCCUUGAGACCAUUAAACAGGCUGAGGACAGGAAGGGGGCCCUUGUAGUCCGACUCCACGAGUCCCUUGGGAGCAGCGUGACUGCAACUCUCUGCACCACCCUUCCGCUCAGGGAAGCCUGGCAUUGUGAUCUCUUGGAGAGACUUGACUCCACCCGGCCAGCACACAUUACAUCAGAGGGAAUUACUCUGAACUUCAGCCCCUUCCAAAUUGUGUCACUGCUCCUCAUCUUGCCAUAAAUACAGCAUUUGACCAAACCUCAGGGGCGACUCAACUGGAAUAUUAAUCAACACUAAGGGCAGAAACUAGUAAAACCCUUUCAAAUGUAUCAUCUGGUGCUGCAGUUUUUUUUAGGAGGCUUAUGAUGGAGGGCAUCUUUCCCGGCCACUCCUCGAUGACAAUCUGUCAGAAACAAUGUAAUUCAUUUUCAUCAAAACAAUAAACAGUUGCAGAUCUUUUGUAGAAAUGUGUUUAUUAAAAACAGUAUAAAAGAAAUGUUAGCAGAUAUAUCCACCAUGAUGUCAUCAUUCGUUUGUUAAAAACUGCUUUGAAGCCUUAAAUGUGGCACUGUGGCCGACGCUAAACUGGAUUUUUGAAGUGAGAAGUGACCAUAUUUGAACAAAGGGUAGAUCUGUGAAGGGGUUAGGAUAGAUCUGACUGAGAAUGCGAGGGCACAGCUGUGGUAGCAACUUAUCAAUCACAAGGUAGCCACGCCCUAAAGCAUAUCCUGCUUUAUGGUCUAUUUAACUCUAGAUAGGAUCCUAAUGUACAGAUGAACAUCAUGCUGUGUUGAGGAAGACUUAAAAAUAGAGAUGGAUAUGAUAACUCAUAAGGAUAAUGUUUCCUGAGAUAGUAAAUGAAGUGAGAAGCUGGCUGGUUUUAGACUUGUAUACAGUCAUUGGUGUCGCCCCCUGCUGGCCAUUAGCAAGAAUGCAGGUUUGCAGCCCUGCCACAUAGUCUUCACUGCUCAGGUACCAAAAAGAACACCUUUAUGAAAACAUAAAGACAGUCCCAUACUGUGAUGUCUCCCUCUCUUU